AUGCCCCCAAGCUCGGAGACAGUGCCGGGCAAGCCCCAGUCGGAGGGAGUUCUUCCAGAGGUGUCGGUCGCCAUGGAGGGCCCUCUUCCGCCUGAUAUUUUAGAAGCUUGGGAGAUCGAUGACCACAGACGGACACCGUCUGAGUGUUCACCCGCUUCAGGUGCAGAUGGAGACAAAGCUGCCCAGCUUCUGCAGCUCUACAUAGCCUUCGUGAACAAGAUGGAGGCGACACGUCCAGAAAUACUACGUGGCGUGCGCGUUUGGAAGCUAUUGCGCCGCUUGCCGUGGGCUUGGCUGCGAGGCCAACUUAACGAACUGCAUUCAUUGAGCCAGGAAGCAGCAACCCUCGAUCAGUUCUGGUCCCACAGCUGGCAGGGGGCUUGGUGGGCCAAGUUCACCAACAUACUUUACCUCCACUCUUGCUUGCCGGCGAGCGUUGCAGGAACAGUCAGCGCAAGUGUAGCUUUCGGCCUCAUCUCAGCAGGACUUCUGGGAGCGUUGAGGACAUGGUGCAUGCUGUUCGGGUUUGUAGCCUUUUGCAUAACGCUGCUGCUUUGGUGUCCACGCAAGCUGGUGUUUCUAGACAUCGUUUGCAUCCAUCAGACUGAUGAAGAACGAAAGGGAGAGGCCAUCAUGAGUAUGGGUGCAUUCCUGAAGCAGUCGAAGUCUAUGCUGGUUCUGUGGGAUCCUACAUGGGUGACAAGACUGUGGUGCGUCUUCGAACUUGCUGCCUUUCUACACAGCCACCGGCCCGAUGGCGAGGCAGCUCUCCAGAUCGUUCCUCCUUUGUUGGGGCCUGCGUUUCUGGGAAGUGAGAUGCUGAUGUGGGGAGCUGCCAUGAUCUAUUCCUACAUGGAGUCUUUCGUGAUAUCGGAAGGUUCAAUACUUGUGGGAUUUCAACAUUUGCCGCUCUCUGCCAGCAUUGCCCUGCCACUCAUCAGCUUGGUCACCCAUGCUGUUCGAAGAUAUGCGAGCAGCGUUUAUACACUGCAAGAGCAACUCCGUGUGUUCAAGGUUGGGGAGACACUCAGCGCCUGCUGCGCGAACGGCCACGAAGACGAACCCGACUCCUUAUGCGACCGUGCGAUCAUUCUUGAGUGCAUAGUUGCGUGGUACAAGUCAGUGGACAGCUUUGAAAUGCAAGUGCAGACGGAAGUGCGACGGGUCAUCGUCGAUCAGCUUGCAUACGGAGCCAUCUCUUAUCAGCGCAUCUUGGUGCUUUCAACUCCGUUCAUCUGGUUUCGUCUUGAGCAAACAGCUUCUUAUUCAAGCGACCCCCUCCAACAAGUAGUCUAUCUAGUACAAUCGCUCACCCAUUUCCUGGCAAUCUUCCCUUUGAUGGACAAACUGGUCUUCCGGUUAUGCUUCCGUUUGCGAGCACGAUGCCGCAAUCUAUGCUUGGACUUCUUUGUGUCAAUGGCCAUCGUGAUCGCCGCCUUUUCGUUCUAUGCCGCUUGCUAUGCCAUCCAAAUCUAUGUCUUCCGCCAACACGAUCGGGGGGGCGACGACCGCGGGCUUCUCUUGUCUGUGAUCUCACUGUUGUCAUGGUGCACUGUCACAGCAAUCCUGUUGCGACGUGAGCCUCAACGGUGCUUCGGUUGUUGGAGCCAGAAGCCUUGCACAUCGAACUCUGAACACUCAAACGACCCAUGA
Molecule: messenger RNA, 1653 nt
Organism: Symbiodinium natans
Lineage: Eukaryota; Dinophyceae; Suessiales; Symbiodiniaceae
Source: the annotation of a GenBank genome assembly